Messenger RNA from Tuber aestivum (summer truffle), 2082 nucleotides. NCBI's taxonomy places the organism in Eukaryota, Fungi, Ascomycota, Pezizomycetes, Pezizales, Tuberaceae. The record is from the annotation of a GenBank genome assembly.
ACGCAACCCAUCAAUUUCCUGCACCAUUCACCACCCCCCCUACUAUUUCCAACUACUCGAGUAAGCACCGUACAAUUACGAGCAGACUACCCAUCAUACCAGCUGCAAGGGACCCCGCCGCCAAUCUUGAGCACUCGGGUAUGCUAAAGACUCCCAUGGCGACAAUCAAGUCCAUGCCAUCAGCCCUCCAGUAUGAGCUUAUCGCACGCUGCUCGGUAUUUUCUCCUGUUCCACACACUCCCUCCCCUCUCCGCCCGACACAGCCGGGUGCUGUACGAGUUAGUACCGUGGUUAAUUCUAGGGUUUUUUUCUUUUUUCUUUUCUUCUUUGGGAAUGGAUAGACUACCAAGGCUCGAGCAUCCAUCUUGCGGCUUCCUCACGGCCCGGUGGAAACCCCGCUGUUCAUGCCUGUUGCCACUCAGGGAACGUUGAAGGGGUUAACCCCCGAGCAGUUGGAGAGCGUGGGGUGUAGGUUGUGCUUGAAUAAUACGUACCAUUUGGGACUUAGGCCUGGGAAGGCUGUUCUGGAUAAGAUUGGGGGUGCGCACAGGUUGCAGUCUUGGAGUCACAAUAUCUUGACGGGUGAGUUUCUGUGUGCCCAAUUGCAUCUACAUUUGAUACUGUGCCUUUAUUCUUAUUUUUAUUUGUUUUUAUUUAUUUAUCCGUCCCGACGGGUUUUAUAUUCUGUGUGUGGUGACUGAUGGCUGGUGGGGAAACUCCAAAUUGUAGAUAGCGGUGGGUCUGUUUUAUAUUUUCCUUUCACUAAAAUACCUUUCUUUUGUAAUUGGGGGAGGGGGAGACUCUGAGGAAUUUGAUAGCUGAUAGGAGGGGAGAGAUGGUGGAUAAAGAUUCCAAAUGGUUUCCUUACUUCAAUUAGCUACCAUUGCCGAAAGGGGCGUCGAGUUCCUAUCCCCGCAUGAUGGGACCCCGAUGCUGCUUACCCCCGAACAUUCGAUUUCACUGCAGCACUCUAUCGGAUCGGAUAUAAUCAUGCAGCUGGACGACGUCAUUGUCACCACCUCUCCGGACAAGCGGCGGAUGAGGGAAGCCAUGGAUCGGUCGAUACGGUGGCUAGACAGAUGCGUGGAGGAGCACCUGAAGGCUGACCCGCGUGCUGGGACCGAGGAAUUCGGUGGAUUCGAGGGGGAUAGCUACGCGAAGAGGCAGAACUUGUUCUGCAUCAUUCAGGGUGGCCUGGACCUGGAGAUGAGGAAGGAGUGCUGUGAGGAGAUGGCCAAGAGGGGCACUCCUGGGAUCGCUAUCGGGGGUCUGUCCGGCGGCGAGGCUAAGGAAGAGUAUUGCAAAGUGUAUGAGUUGCCCAGCUUGCCUUGUGGAUCCUUUCAACGGCUAAUAUUAAGGUUAGGGUUGACACAUGCACAUCCCUUCUGCCUGAUGGAAAGCCGAGAUAUGUCAUGGGUGUGGUAAGACCCGAGUUUCUGAGGCUUAUGGGUCUGGUGAGACAUUUGGCUCAUGAUCUUCGUAGGGCUAUCCAGAAGAUCUGGUCGUGUCGAUAGCUCUUGGAGCAGAUAUGUUUGAUUGCGUUUGGGGCACGAGGACUGCGGUAAGACGUUCCCACCCCUCCUGGCCUUGCUCGCCGUUCACCCUCGUAAUCUAACUUGACAUGCCCAGCGUUUUGGCAACGCCGUAACCUCCUCCGGAGUCCUCAACCUUCGUAGCGCCCUCUACGCAGGUGACUUUACAGCGGUCGACGCCGAGUGUCAAUGCCCCGUCUGCCGCCCCCUGGACUCUCCCGCACCCCCACUCCUGAACCCAACCAUUGGCCCCCCAUCGUACGCUUCCACUCUUGGGGGGGACGAUGGUUACACGGGCAGAGGCCUUGGUAUCACAAAAGCUUAUAUCCACCACCUGGUUGCCAAGGAGACUGUCGGAGCGCACCUUCUCACAAUGCAUAAUGUAGCCUUCUUGCUAAGCUUGAUGAACAAGGCUAGGAUUGCCAUCGUUGAGGACAGAUAUCCCGCAUUUCUGAGAGAGUUCUUUUUCAAAUGGCACGGUGGGGAUAAAGGCAAGUAUCCGACUUGGGCGGUAGACGCACUUAGGAGGGUUGGGGUGGAUCUACUGGAG